CCACAUUUAUAAAAUUGGAGCCAAACUCUACAAAUAUUUUGAGGAGUUGAUUUUUGACCAAACCUUUUUUUUCUUUUUUUUGCUUUGAGAAAAGCAAUGCAUUUGAACACUUUGACCUCUCUCACACACAAGGGUCAAGGAAAGUGCUUCUCUCUCAUUCACUUGAAUAUUAUAAUAUCAAAACCAUGUUGGAGAUGAUCAAAGUUGACAAAGAAAUAUACUUUUUGUUCUCUUUGUAAGUGCUUUUACCUAACACAAAUACAUUAUAUUUUUCUCUUUAAACUAAAAUCUCCCACCAACCUCAAAAGUAUUUCUUCUAUAUAAAGUCUCUUAUCAAACUACAUUCAUCAAUCAAGCCUCUCUAUUUCUAAAAAAUGGCUUUCUCUGCUACAAAAUCUAGUUCUACCUUUUCUCUAUUUUCAAUGCUUCUUGCUUCUAUUGUUACUAAGUUCAUAUUUCCAAUGUCUCCACUUGCUUUUGGAGUAACUAUCUUCCUUGUACCUCUCCUCACUUAUAUUAUCUCUUCCAUGGCCUUCCCCUCUAAGCUUCCUCCUGGCCCUCUCUCCAUUCCCAUUUUUGGCAAUUGGCUCCAAGUUGGUAACGAUCUCAACCAUCGUUUACUUGCUUCCUUGUGCAAGAGAUUUGGCUCCAUAUUCCUCUUGAAGCUUGGCUCCAAGAACCUUGUAGUUGUGUCUGAUGCUGAGCUUGCUAGCCAAGUUCUCCAUGCUCAGGGUGUCGAGUUUGGCUCUCGUCCUCGUAAUGUUGUGUUUGAUAUCUUCACUGGGAAUGGUCAGGAUAUGGUGUUUACGGUUUAUGGAGACCAUUGGCGUAAGAUGCGUAGAAUCAUGACGUUACCGUUUUUUACAAAUAAAGUGGUGCAUAAUUAUAGUGGCAUGUGGGAGGAUGAGAUGGACUUUGUGGUUCGUGACCUUAAGAGUAACAAGAAGUUUCAAUCAGAAGGGAUAGUGAUCCGAAAGCGUUUGCAGUUAAUGUUGUACAAUAUCAUGUAUAGAAUGAUGUUUGAUGCAAAGUUUGAGUCUCAAGAUGAUCCUUUGUUCAUCGAAGCAACUCGAUUCAACUCAGAAAGGAGUCGAUUGGCACAAAGCUUCGAGUACAACUAUGGAGAUUUUAUUCCUCUUCUCAGACCCUUUUUGAGAGGCUACUUGAACAAGUGUAGGGAUUUGCAAAGCAGACGGUUGGACUUUUUCAACAAAAACUAUGUUGAAAAAAGAAGAAAGAUAAUGGCUGCUAAUGGAGAUAAACACAAGAUAACUUGUGCCAUGGAUCAUAUCAUAGAUGCUCAAUUGAAAGGUGAGAUAAGUGAAGAGAAUGUGAUUUACAUCGUAGAGAACAUCAACGUGGCUGCGAUAGAAACAACACUAUGGUCAAUGGAAUGGGCAAUAGCCGAGCUAGUGAAUCAUCCCGAAAUCCAACACAAGAUCCGAGAGGAGAUUGCUAAUGUCCUAAAAGGAAAGGAAGUGACUGAAUCAAACCUUCAUGAAUUGCCAUACUUACAAGCAACAGUGAAAGAAACACUUAGGUUGCACACUCCAAUACCGUUGUUAGUGCCACAUAUGAACUUGGAAGAGGCGAAACUUGGAGGAUACACCAUUCCAAAGGAAUCCAAGGUGGUGGUGAAUGCAUGGUGGCUAGCUAAUAACCCCGAGUGGUGGAAAACUCCAGAGGAGUUUAGGCCAGAGAGGUUCUUCGAAGAAGAAAAUGGAACUGAAGCUGUUGCUGCAGGAAAAGUGGAUUAUCGAUUCUUACCCUUUGGAGUUGGAAGGAGAAGUUGUCCUGGAAUUGUUUUGGCAAUGCCAAUCUUAGGACUCAUUGUUGCCAAGUUGGUUUCAAAGUUUGAAAUGAAGCCUCCCGGUGGGAUGGAUAAGAUUGAUGUCACAGAAAAAGGAGGACAAUUCAGUCUGCAUAUCGCCAACCAUUCAACUGUUGUUUUUAACCCCAUUAAUACUUAAUUUUUCUUCAACAUACUUCAAAUAUUAUUUUUAUAAUCUUCUUGAAUUGAACUGCAUUAUUUUUUUUUCCUAUCUUGUAUUGUAAUGAAAAUGAGAUUCAAUACAAAUUUAUUCUUA
This is a messenger RNA of Cucumis melo (muskmelon), 2087 nucleotides long. Its product is annotated as cytochrome P450 CYP73A100-like. The transcript is spliced from 2 exons. Lineage: Eukaryota; Viridiplantae; Streptophyta; Magnoliopsida; Cucurbitales; Cucurbitaceae. Gene Ontology annotation, molecular function: oxidoreductase activity, acting on paired donors, with incorporation or reduction of molecular oxygen; iron ion binding; heme binding. The record is from RefSeq and is a predicted model, not a curated record. The coding region runs from base 375 to 1970 and encodes 531 amino acids.